CUGUCACUUUUGUAACAACAAUCUGGCGCUGCGCUUUGUAUGGACCAUAACAACGAUCGGUUUGUAGAGUGGCGUCAUUCAUUUCCAUGCGGUGACAACAUGAAUCGCUCAGAGUCAGAAGGGGUGGACGCUGCUGGUCCCGACCCAGAGCAGAGUCCUAAACCCGAGCUUUCUGCAGCGAUGCGGGCUAAAAUCGAGAGGAACCGGCAGCGCGCGUUGAUGCUCCGGCAAGCUCGACUCGCGAGCCGCCCUUUGUCUGCUGUGGAGGGCGCAACCUCGGCCAAAGUCUCCAAGACCAUCGACUCCGGAGCCGGGUUUUUCAUCGACGAGGAGGAGGACGGAGAGGAAGAGCAGAAAGCCAGGAAGGUGGUGCAUCAGCCAGCUCCGGUGAUUGAGCCAGACUACUUGGUGUGUGAUGAAUGUGAAAAACCCUUUAUGGACUCCUACCUCAGCAACAGCUUUGACCUGUCUGUGUGUGACAAGUGCAGAGACAAUGAGGAGAAGCACAAGCUGAUCUCCAGAACUGAGGCCAUGCAGCACUACCUGCUGAAGAACUGUGACCUGGAUAAGCGAGAGCCUCCGCUCAGGUUUAUACUGAAGAAAAACCCUCACAACCCACGCUGGGGAGAUAUGAAGCUCUACCUCAAACUACAGGUGGAGAAGAGAUGUAUGGAGGUGUGGGGUUCGGAGGAGGCUCUCGAGGAGGCCAGGGAGACGAGGGAAGAGAAUAGAGAGGUGCAGAAACAAAAACGCUUCAACAAGAAGGUCAAAGAGCUGCGCAGGGCGGUGAGGAGUAGCAUGUGGACCAAAGACACCAGCGUUCACCAACAUCAGUAUGGACCGGAGGAGGUGGUAGAUCCAGAGGAGGACCUCUACAAGAAAACCUGCACCACCUGCGGACAUGAACUCAACUAUGAGAAAAUGUAGACACACACACACAAUGUUACAGUUGACAAGGAGAAGAUGUUUGGUGCUUCUGUGGAGACCCUUGCCUCUCACAAACUCUCCACUACUAUUUUUUUGUUAUUAUAUAAAUAUAUAUAAAACACUCCAUCUUGAUCAUUUACUGGGGGCCAAAAUCACUCUGUGUGACACAGAGACUUUUUAGGUCAGUAGUAAUAGUAUUUUAAAUGGCUGUCCCUCACCUCAGCGUAAACGUUGAUUCUGUAUUGCGGUAGAUUAUAUGCCUGUUGCCUCUUUUCCUGUUAGGAAUUCCCUUCUAUGUUGGGCAAAUGAAGGGAGGCAUGAUAUUGAAAUCUGAACGAAACAGUGAAUUGUGGGGCAAUUUUCUCUUUAUUAUUGAAACAGAUAUUAGCAUUAAGAUUAAAACUCUUCACUCACUUCUCAUCACUGUUUGUGGCCUUAUUCACUCUGACUGUAUUAGGUUAUAAAGGAUAUGGUGGUUUAAUUGGCCGUUAUUAGGGACCAUCUCACCAUGCAUUCUAUAACAUCAACUUCUAAAUUAUAAUAUAAGACAUUCAGCUAUCAUCUGUCAUUGGACAAAGAUCUAGUGGUGCAUAGAUCUCAGUCUGGGCUGAAGCGUGUGAUUUCAGACUAAUAAAUAUUGGUUUCUGUGAAUAAAUGUUUGAUACCAUUUGUUAUCAAGUAAAGACACAGGAUGUCAUUGUCCAGAUAUUCACUUGGUGAUGAUAAAGGAACAGUGUUGUGGGUUUUCUCAGGGGUUAUUUAGAUCAUCUAUUCAAGACUGAGAUUGAAAAUAAAC
Messenger RNA from Seriola dumerili (greater amberjack), 1723 nucleotides. It is a transcript of the gene xpa, whose product is annotated as XPA, DNA damage recognition and repair factor. The record is from RefSeq and is a predicted model, not a curated record. The transcript has 5 exons. The coding region runs from base 40 to 927 and encodes 295 amino acids. Gene Ontology annotation, biological process: nucleotide-excision repair, DNA damage recognition; nucleotide-excision repair involved in interstrand cross-link repair; base-excision repair. Gene Ontology annotation, molecular function: damaged DNA binding. Gene Ontology annotation, cellular component: nucleotide-excision repair factor 1 complex. Lineage: Eukaryota; Metazoa; Chordata; Actinopteri; Carangiformes; Carangidae.